This is a messenger RNA of Aethina tumida (small hive beetle), 857 nucleotides long. RefSeq lists its product as uncharacterized. NCBI's taxonomy places the organism in Eukaryota, Metazoa, Arthropoda, Insecta, Coleoptera, Nitidulidae. The record is from RefSeq and is a predicted model, not a curated record. The transcript has 3 exons. Bases 58 to 810 code for a protein of 250 amino acids.
CAUCUCCUGCUGCCGCUUGAUCGCCGUCAGUGGCCGUCGGCUUUGUGGAAAGUGAAGAUGGCCUGGACGACGAACAUCGUUAUAGUUGGAGUCUGCAUUUUGGUCGCGAAUUGCGCACCCAAAUCGAGAGACAAAAAUUUACCGCAAACCGUUUACGACCAGAAACAAACCGGCGAUUAUAAUAUUCAGCUACAUCUUAAGGAUUUUCAAAUUAUAGCUCUGCUUGCUGAUGAUACUAUUGGAGGGGACUAUGAUUACAACUAUGACUACGCAGACUUCACAAUCAAACCAUCAGGUUCCACAACUGCAAAACCUAACAUAACGGUGGAGGCGCCCGAGGAGCCCCAAACCUCCAACCACCCUUACCCAAUACUCUUGCCGGCCACGUCGGAAAAACCGGCGGAACCCCCCGUAUUAAACUCCACGGUCACCGUCAAGAUCGAAGAGAAACCGAUUCUGUCCAGCACCACCGAAGCGGUCGAGAUCAAUUCCCCGGGAAUGUCGCUGGCCGAAGCGGAAGUCAGUUCGCCGGGGAAGAUCAAGGUGCAGAUAUUGGAGAGUCCCGGAUCGCCGCACGUCGGUAUCGUGCCCGGCGAGGACAUCGGCGAGCUGAACACGGAGAACCUGCCGAUCGGGGAUGCACCGAUCAAGAGGUGUAACACCGGUUAUGCCAGGGACAAACGGGGAAGAUGCAGGAGACUGAGACGACCUGGCGGAUCACAUCAGUUGCCAUUCGGAAUUAGCAGAUUAGCAACAAAUUUAGCGGCCAGAUUUAGAUACGCAGCAUCAGACAGUUCAAACAUAGAUUAGUUAGAUAAAUAUUUAAAAAUUUAAUGUGAAUCCUACUUAUAGUUUUA